This is a messenger RNA of Neurospora hispaniola, 1147 nucleotides long. Its product is annotated as cytochrome-c oxidase chain V precursor. The coding region runs from base 198 to 713 and encodes 171 amino acids. Lineage: Eukaryota; Fungi; Ascomycota; Sordariomycetes; Sordariales; Sordariaceae. The transcript has 3 exons. The record is from RefSeq and is a predicted model, not a curated record. Gene Ontology annotation, biological process: mitochondrial electron transport, cytochrome c to oxygen.
CCUACCUGCGAAUCCCGUUCGCCCAAAAAAAAGCUCGUCCUUUGCAUGACUUCACUCCUCGCACAAAAUCACCGUCGACGAUCGAGCUCCAGGCCUCCGACCACGCACGCGGGCGACUCAAUUGGAUCCAUCUCCACCCCCGACUUCGAAUCCUCCUCGACUUCCUAAUCUCUGUCAGCCGACAAACCGCCGCCACCAUGCUUCGCACUCCUACCGUCUCGGCCCUCGUGCGCAACGUCGCCGUUCGCGCCGCCAAGCCCACCAUGGCCGUCCGCGCCGCUUCCACCAUGCCCAUCUCCAACCCCACGCUCGCCAACAUUGAGAAGAGAUGGGAGCAGAUGCCCAUGCAGGAGCAGGCCGAGCUCUGGAUGGCUCUCCGCGACCGCAUGAAGGGCAACUGGGCCGACCUUACCCUCCAGGAGAAGAAGGCUGCCUACUACAUCGCCUUCGGUCCCCACGGCCCCCGCGCUCUCCCCCCUCCCGGCGAGCAGAAGAAGGUCUUGGCCUACACUGUCGCCGGUGUCUUCCUCUCUUUCGUCAUCUUCGCUACCAUGCGCGCCUUCGCCAAGCCCCCUCCUGCCACCAUGACCAAGGAGUGGCAAGAGGCUACCAACGAGUUCCUCAAGGCCCAGAAGUCCGACCCCCUCACUGGUCUCACCUCCGAAGGCUACAACGGCAAGGGUCACGUUCAGUCUCCCUCUGCCAGCGCAUAAGUUUCGCAUACUUUUAUUCGUGCUCAGGGGUAGAAUCAUCCCUCGUUCUCUCGGAUAUCGGCCAUGUCAAACGAGUCUGAGGAUCGGGGGAAAGGACAGUGGUGGCAUUGGAAUGCUUUGGGGCGCUUAACACUUGGGUUGGUGUGUAAAUACUGUACAGCUGACAAUGCAUUAUCAUUUCCUUUAGCCGGCGCGUUUGUUUGUUGUCCGGUGUAAAUGGGGGUCAUGGGGGUUAGGGGAGAUAUGGAACUUGGUAGAGAGGAGUGAGCUGAUGGGGAUAGCUAGAUUCGGGCAGUGAGACCAAACUCCUGGAUAUCAAGAUGAAACGAGGUAUUUGAGGAUUUUAGAGGAGUAGCAUCGUCACACGCGGACAGAAGCUUCCGAGCUUUUAAAGUGCCCAGCACCUUUUCAGAAUGACGUCUCUUUAUCCCUGC